AUGUUACUGGUCCUCGGCCGUCCAGGAUCUGGCUGUACCACAUUACUGAAGAUCUUAGCAAACCAUCGCCUGGGAUAUAAAUCAGUACAUGGAGAUGCGCGUUACGUGUCACUUACCUACGAGCAAGCCUCCCAGUAUCAGGGCCAAAUCAUCAUGAAUUAUGAAGAUGAAGUCUUCUUUCCAUCCCUCACCGUGGGGAAUGAAUUCAUUCGUGGAGUCUCUGGUGGAGAGCGGAAGCGUGUAUCGAUUGCCGAGUGUAUAGUAACCCAGGGCUUGGGCUUCUGCUGGGAUAAUAGUACCCGAGGCCUGGAUGCAAGUACAGCACUGGAGUGGACUAAGGCUAUCCGGCAAAUGACUGAUAUCUUGAGGCUUUCUACUAUUGUGACCCUUUAUCAGGUUGGAAAUGGGAUUCUGAGUCUAUUUGACAAAGUUCUUCUGCUCGCUGAGGGCAAGCAAAUCUAUUAUGGCCCGAUGAAGGAUGCCAAGCCAUGCAUGGAACACUUGGGAUUUGUCUGCCAGAAUGAGCGGCAAACCCAACCUGGCUACGACAACUACCCAAAGAAUGCGGAUGAGAUGCUGAAGACAUACAGCAACUCGCCUACUCAAGCGCUAAUGGAGGCCAAACACAACUAUCCCGAUAGUUCGAUGACAGAGCAACGGACGCAAGACUUCAUUGAGUCUGUGGCAAGAGAAAGGCCUUGCAAGGGUCCAUACACCACAGACUUUGUGGUCCAGGUCAAAGCCUGCAUUGUUCGACAAUAUCAGAUUAUCUGGGGUGACAAGGCUACCUUUUUGAUUCGCCAGGUUUGCAACAUUGUUCAAGCUUUGAUUGGGGGGCUCACUGUUCCACAAUGCUCCCAAUAA
Aspergillus caelatus is the source of this 864-nucleotide messenger RNA. Its product is annotated as P-loop containing nucleoside triphosphate hydrolase protein. The record is from RefSeq and is a predicted model, not a curated record. The coding region runs from base 1 to 864 and encodes 287 amino acids. NCBI's taxonomy places the organism in Eukaryota, Fungi, Ascomycota, Eurotiomycetes, Eurotiales, Aspergillaceae. The transcript is spliced from 2 exons.